AGGUUCGUAAUAAAUGAGGAGUUGUUCGUCCAAUCAGCGUUGAGGGUUCGUUUGAUUAGAGUAUCACAUCAACAUUACGCAAAUGAGCUACAGAUUUUCAAACAGUCAGAGAGCGCGUGACCGCGAUCAGAUGGAGAAGGCCUGUAGCAUGUCACUGUCAUGACAUGUCAGCUACCCAGAUCUGAAACCUUUAGUUGGAUCUCACUGGUUAGUGAAGCUGGAGCUCUUCUGCUGUGACGUUGAUUCGUCUCAACAGUCUAUUUAGGCGAUUAUUCCAAAACAUCUUCCACACAGCACAACAUAAAAAGGACUACGUGCGAGAUUUUUGUUAUUCUCAUUCGCAUUUCUUGAUUUGUGGAGAACUGUCUACACAUGGAAUGGCCACUUAAGAUGUCUUUCAGGUAAUCUGAGCGCUGAUUUUUAUCGUGUCCUCCCCCUCCUCCCCCGCGGUGAUCGCGCAUCGCGCCUCAUUCUCACUCCCAUUACGCAGCGGGAUUGACAUGAAACUGUGAAUUGUUUGCUGCUCAAAUAUAGUUGACCUGGAGCCAGCAGUCUGAGGGGUUGAGGAGCGACCAUCCCUGCCUCCUCCCCCUCUACAUCAGCAUGACAAAGCACUGGGGGGGUCCGGGCUUGUUGGCACCACCCGUGAUCACUCUAGGAGCAGGAGCCCAACGCGACCAUCACCUUGACUGCAGAACCGGCUAUUCCUCUUCCAACCCCAGCUGUCAUUGCUCCACAAACCCACUGCUGGAGUUCGGUGGCCGACUGGAGAAGUCCACCACAGGGAUGGCGCAGGACUCCUGUUAUAGAGCCAAACCGUCGGAUCAGAGCGCAUGGGAACUGCAGGAUGGAAACUCCAGCGGAGGAAAGAAGAAGAACUAUCAGCGUUAUCCCAAACCACCGUACUCUUACCUAGCUAUGAUUGCCAUGGUCAUCCAGAACUCUCCGGAGAAGAAGCUCACUUUAUCAGAGAUUCUGAAGGAGAUCAGCACUCUUUUUCCAUUCUUCAAGGGAAACUACAAAGGCUGGAGGGACUCGGUCCGGCACAACCUGUCCUCAUACGACUGCUUUGUGAAGGUUCUGAAGGAUCCUGGUAAACCCCAAGGUAAAGGUAACUUUUGGACUGUAGAAGUGAACAGAAUUCCCCUGGAGCUGCUGAAAAGACAAAACACAGCAGUGUCCCGUCAGGAUGAAACCAUCUUUGCUCAGGACCUGGCCCCGUACAUCUUUCAAGGUUACGCUCCGUCAAACAAAUCCAAACCUCUGCCCGCUGACCUCUCUUUACCCCCUGUUCCCACCCGUCACAGCCCGCCUCCAUCGGAGGACCCCUAUCGUCCCAAACUGGACUCUACGUUUGCCAUAGAUUCUCUCCUGCAUAGCCUCAGGCCGGCCAGUUCUGCUGGGGAGGGCCUACGAGAGAGGGAAAGUUGGGGCGUUGGGCCCCCUCCACACACUCGCUCUACGACUCCUCCACGCCCUUGUAACGCCUUGUACAACUGUAAUUCGUCGGCCAGCUCCGUCAGUCCCGCAUCGGAUUUGUCUGACGAGGACUGGAGAGGGGUGACGCUCGUUGGGAAAAGAUCAAGUGAUCGAGGAUCGACUUCAGAUGGAUACAGUGACUCCUGCCCCCCGCCAAACAAAAGCUCCAAGCGUGGCACUACUCCUCCAUGGGAACUGCCGACUUCCUAUGCCAAAUACACCCCCCCAAAUGCAGUAGCCCCUCCUAGUAUGCGCUUUAACGGAAACCCGUUUAUGCCACUGGGCGGUAUUCCAUUCUACGGUUAUGGUGGUGCGCACGUCACUUCAUCACACUUGAUUGGUCACCCUUAUUGGCCCAUCCUACCAAGUGGGCCGGUUUCCAUACAAGCGCCUCCCCUUCUCAUGGACUUGGACAGUAUGCUGCAAUCUGUUCCGCCUAAUAAGAGUGUGUUUGAUGCGCUUGGCCCCAACAAUCAGACUUCUCACCCAAGUCCAAACCAGUAUGCCCUUCAGAGCGGACCUUCUCUUUGCAAAUAUUCUCUUUAAACUAUCUCGUAACAGUCCUGGAAGAACACGUCUUCCCAUCUUUGGCACUGCCCAGGUUUACACAUACAGAUUUGCAACCAUUAAUGCUGCUCAACACACAUCUGUGAAUUGUCUCAGGGAAUUAUUUGAUAAAAUCCCUCUAUACACUGAACUGUUACUGGAGUUAAGACGGGCCAAUAUUGUCCAAAGAUUCUAUCCGACCAAAGCUGACACUGUUGUGACUCCUGUCCACUCAUGUGAUUUUCUUUGACACUAUUACUACCUCAAACUCUUAAUGUCAGUGGGGAGAUUGGUACAUUUUAGCUGCUCUUGUUUCCUUAAUGGACCCUUGUAGUGUUUGGGGAUAAUGCAAUGCAAUACCUGACAUGACCAAUUGAAUGUUGUCUGUUAAUAAGCUUGAAGUAUUCUGUGUGGCUGCUUUAACUUCCUACAUAUCGACCAGAAAUGGUUUGCUGGACAUUUGUAGGUAUUAGGGAUGUGUUUGUGUGAAUGUGUACUUUUGAAUCCGUAAGGGACCUGCAAUGUUUACAUAAAGACAGGCUUUUCUGCCAUGAAUGUGUCACUUUUUAUAUGUUGCAGAGUAAACAUGCAUUUUUUUGAAAUCUUGACUUUUUGUAUGACUUUUCUGACCUGAUUCUCGUCCCCUAAUUUGUGUGUUUAAAACACUUUCAUUUCACCCCCACUCCACUUGGUAAAAGUCCAAUCUCAGGCUCUGAUAACAACUGUGGAGACUUGACAGAUCUGAUGAGAUCCAGUCUUGUGUGUUUUUUCUGGCAUGCAUUCACUUUGAAGAACUGUAAUUAGAGCCAUUUUUAUCAGUGUCUCUAAGCCUUAUCACAACUCUGUGUCCCUGUGGAGUAUAGGUGCUGUAACUAUUUUAUUUUUAUUUUUUUAUAAUCUGGUCAUCAAAUGAAUGUUUGUCACCUUUUGAUCAUGCAUAUCUGCAAGAUACUGUCCAGAAGCUCAUAUUAAGCAAUAUGAUCAGUAAUUGAAUGUAAAGGGUCAUUUAACUGGUGGUCUGUGGUUGUGUCCCUCCGUCUGGUGCACGUCACCUCACCACCUCCUGCUGUUUUUUUCUGUCCUGUCCUCCCUUAAAAUCACUCAUUCACACCCCCAACACUUCCACCCUCUUACAGGUCCAUUCUUUUUUUAAUAGACCUUUAGUAUAAGCAUUUGUGGCUGAUUAAUUGGUUUUACUGAAGAGUUUGUAGUCUCUUUUCAUUGUAUUAUUAUUGUGUCAUGGUAGCAGUCAGACUGUAUAGUAUUGUUGAAUAUGCUUCAAUUGUGUACAUUUUAGGUGGAAUUGGAAGCAGAAAUCUCCCAUAUAUAGAUUUGCCUAAGUUCUUACGUGUACACACAAAUGUUUUUGGAUUGCAAGGGAAAGUGGCCCAUUUUUAAAAAUUGAAAUAUCAAGGCAAAGCAUAAGAGACAUUGUCUCACAGCAAAUGCGUGUUUGUUACUGUUAUUUUGCUUUUUAGUCAAAUGUUCCUUCUUGAGGUGUUUUUUUUUUCUUUUCUUGAUCAUGUGUUACCGUCUGAUGUCACAUCAUAACUUGUGGUUUGAGAAGCCCUGUAAAUCACUAUUUUACUUGAAUCCAAUGAUGAAAUUGAUAGGAAUUUUAAAAAUUAAGAGAUUAUUAAAUCAAAUGCAACUUGA
This is a messenger RNA of Megalobrama amblycephala (Wuchang bream), 3681 nucleotides long. It is a transcript of the gene foxh1, whose product is annotated as forkhead box H1. The transcript is spliced from 4 exons. Gene Ontology annotation, biological process: regulation of DNA-templated transcription. Bases 604 to 2025 code for a protein of 473 amino acids. NCBI's taxonomy places the organism in Eukaryota, Metazoa, Chordata, Actinopteri, Cypriniformes, Xenocyprididae. Gene Ontology annotation, molecular function: DNA-binding transcription factor activity; sequence-specific DNA binding. The record is from RefSeq and is a predicted model, not a curated record.